This is a messenger RNA of Plectropomus leopardus (leopard coralgrouper), 2922 nucleotides long. RefSeq names its product zinc finger BED domain-containing protein 4-like. Gene Ontology annotation, molecular function: protein dimerization activity. NCBI's taxonomy places the organism in Eukaryota, Metazoa, Chordata, Actinopteri, Perciformes, Serranidae. The record is from RefSeq and is a predicted model, not a curated record.
CCAAAAAUAUAUCCAUGCAAAAACCUCUCUGUCCGCCAUCGGGGACUUAAAGAGCAAACAGACCUCUAAACACAGCAGAUGCCAAACACGUCAAUGCUGUUGGCUGCAAAACAACUGAAAAGCCACUGUGAAACUUUAUUUUUUUUAGUUUCUUUUGAGGAUUUUUGCCAGAAAUGUCCUUACAACAACAAGAAAACCCUCUCUGAACGAGGGUCAGUGGUUCACACUUCAAACCUGGAGCUAAAUACGGAUCUGUCCCGACUGUCUGUGAUCUAAUUUAAUCCUGAAAGCUGUCAUUGAGGAACCUGAUGCUCGGCCCUGAAGCCGCUCCUGGACCCAUCAGACUCUCCUUACAGUAUGUUAAACCAUCGACAAGAAAGCAGCUUUGGGAAGUUCUCGGUAUCCAUGGGAAGACACAUCAGGAUCAGCUGAUGCAAAACACGCACUAAAAUGGCGUCACCGGUCUGGCAGUUCUACCAGAUCUCUGAAAAAGACAGUAAAUUUGCAAUAUGCAAGGUGUGCUCCAAGGAAAUCCCUCGUGGGGGAUCGCAACCAAAAAAAUUCAACACCACAAACCUCAUCAGACAUUUGAAGGUUAGGCACACCGAUGAGUAUGACCAGUUCUCAAAGCUCGCAAGCUGUAAGGCAGAGAGAGAGCGGUUUCGUAUAGCGGCUCAAGCGCCACUCGCUCAACUGCCGGUAACAGAGACGCUGCAACAACAUCAACCCUACAGCAAAACCAGCAAGAAACCAAAAGAAAUAUCAGCCAAAAUAAUGGAAUUCAUAUGCCUCGAUCACCAGCCGCUGUCCAUUGUGGAAGACGAAGGUUUCAAAAGACUCAUGUCCUACUUGGAUCCGCGCUACACUCUGCCAGGACGCAAAUAUUUCACUGACGUAUGCCUGCCGCAGUUAUACCAAGAAGUGUAUACACACAUUGACAAUCUCAUGAGGGACAACAUCAACUCUUUCAGUUUCACAAGUGACAUUUGGAGUUCGAAUGUGUGUCCCAUGUCCAUGUUGAGCCUAAACGCGCAGUUUAUCGAUGAAAAAUUCGAACUACACAAAGUUGUUCUUCAUUCCCAAGAUUUCUCAGGGUCGCACACGGUGGAGGCUCUUGCUGCCACAUUCAUCGACAUGUUCCAAACGUGGGGGAUCCCGAAGGAAAAGGUGCACGUUAUUCUGAGGGUCAACGCCAAGAACAUGGAAAAGGCCAUGAGGGAUGCGGAUUUACCCAGCCUGCCUUGCAUGGCGCAUACACUCCAGCUCGCCGUGUCCGAGGGAGUUUUGUCCCAGCGCACAUUCUCUGAUAUUACAGCCUCCGGAAGACGCAUCGUCAAUCAUUUCAAACACUCCCAGCUCGCUUACUCUCGUCUUCAAAGUAUUCAGAAACAGCUGGGCCAGCCGAUCAAACGGCUGCAGCAGGACGUGCCCACCAGGUGGAACAGUACUUUGUACAUGCUGCAGAGUCUACUGGAACAGAGACGAGCGCUUUCUGCGUAUGCAGCCGACUACGACUUGCCCGCCAUGUUCACUGACAACCAGUGGAAACUGGUGGAAAAUGUCAUUUCCCUGCUCACCCCCUUUGAAGAGCUCACGCAACAGAUCAGCUCCUCAACCGCGUCGGCCGCAGACGUCAUACCGUCCAUCAGAGCUCUGACUCGUCUUCUGGAGAAAACAGCAGCGAGCGACCAGGAUGUGAAAGCGGCGAAAGCGACGCUGUUGGAGGCGGUCCAGAAGAGAUUCCGCGACAUUGAAUCUGAGCACCUGUAUACCAUCGCUACAGUCCUGGACCCGAGGUAUAAAGACAGAUAUUUCCCCGACGCACUCAAGCCACAGAUUCGCGAACUGCUUGCUGACAUCCUGGCCGCUGGGCCGGAGCAGCACAACGGCGAGGGGAGUUUGGCGGCGUGCGACUCGGAGCCCCCAGAGAAGGUACCGCGAGCUAGCUCCUUGCAUGCUAUGUAUGCUGAGCUGUUGGAUGAAGACGGGGAACACGGCGACGACGACAGCUGCAGCUCGGCCGCAUCACAGAUGAACCUCUACCUGUCGGAGCCGGUCAUCCCACGAGACGGACAGCCGCUUGUUUUUUGGCAAUACAAUAAAAGCCGCUUCCCCGCUUUGGCACAAGCGGCACGAACCUUCCUGAGCGCACCGUGCACAAAUGUGGACAGCAAGCAACUUUUCAUCACAGCAGGGAAUAUUGUCGAUGAGAAGAGGAACAAGCUGUCUCCCAAAAAUGUGGAGAUGCUCAUUUUUAUAAAGAAAAAUAUGCCACUGAUGCUUAAGAAGUAAGUGGAAAGAUGUGAAACGUAAUAAUCUCUAUCCCUCUAAAACUGCCUCAGCUUCCCAGAACACAAAGCGGCUACUAAAGACUUUAUCAUUGACUCGGGAUAUAAAAGCCGUCUUGACAGUGCAGCUAUAAUUUUGUUAUUAGUGUCGGCUUGCUUUUUUUGACAUCCCCAGAGAUGUAACUAUAGACGGAGGGAGAAACACAAAGCCUGCAACACAAUAAAAGACAAGUGACAAAGUCACAACGCGAAAUGGGCCUGACUCAGAAGGCGUGACCGAACAAGUGAGAUGAAGUUACGGAUAAAAACAAAUACAGAUCUAAGCUGCGUUUCCAUCAAAAAGCUUUCAAUAUAUAAUACCUUUGAAACCAAAAGUAACACAAACAUUUACGUAGACCCUCGAGCAGUGGAAGAUCUGCAGGAAUGUGUACUUGAAUUAAACUAACACACAUCAUGUGUGUAAUACUACAUUAUUGAAGUCCAAUACUACUGUCAGUAAUACUUGACUUUGGCCCUUGCACCUAUACUUUGCAAUAUGCAAUGAAACUAAAUACAAGCUGGGUGCAGAUUUUAUUUUUCUUUCCACGAGAGACAGUGGACUUACAAAAUGCAAAAUUUAUGCAACUCAGAAAAC